Messenger RNA from Myxocyprinus asiaticus (Chinese sucker), 1835 nucleotides. It is a transcript of the gene syap1, whose product is annotated as synapse associated protein 1. Lineage: Eukaryota; Metazoa; Chordata; Actinopteri; Cypriniformes; Catostomidae. Gene Ontology annotation, cellular component: synapse; cytoplasm. The transcript is spliced from 9 exons. The record is from RefSeq and is a predicted model, not a curated record. Bases 146 to 1177 code for a protein of 343 amino acids.
GGGUGUGAUGACAGUAGACGAGCUCAGCUGCUGUUGUUGAUGUGGCCCAGUGCGGAUGUGAAACAUGGAGAAGUAAAAUAAUCCCGACUAAACUCAGAAUCAUCCAAUUCAGCGCAGACACGCAGACAGACGGCGCAUAGGCAGCAUGUUUAAGGGCUGGGGCUCGUGGCUGGGCGCGGAGUCCGUCAAUCAAGAUAAAACAGACAAAGAGGAAAUAGAAGGAGAGAGAGACAUAAACACAGAUCAGACUGAACAAACACAUGAGAUCCUGCAGCAGGCCAAAGGACUCAGCGGCUUCAUUCUGAACUUUGCGAGUAGCGCGACUAAGAAGAUCUCCGAGUCUGUGUCCGAGACGGCGCAAACCAUCAAGAAAACUGUCGAGGAGAGCAACAUCGACGGCAUCAUUGACAAGACCAUUUUAGGAGAUUUUCAGAAAGAGCAGGAAAAAUUUGUCCAAGAGAAGAAUGCAAAGAAAACAGAUGCAGCGGUGCCACCCUGGGUCGGGUACAACGAGGAGGAAACUAUUCAACAGCAGAUUCUAGCUUUAUCUGCUGAUAAGCGGAACUUCCUGCGUGACCCUCCAGCCGGCGUUCAGUUUCAUUUCGACUUCGAUCAGAUGUACCCUGUUGCCCUGGUGAUGUUACAGGAAGAUGAAUUACUCAACAGGAUGCGCUUUGACCUCGUACCAAAACAGGUGAAGGAGGCGGCAUUCUGGAGGAAUUAUUUCUACCGUGUGUCUCUAAUAAAGCAGUCAGCGCAGCUCACAGCUCUCGCCGCUCAACAGCAGGCCGCUGAUAAGAGAGAAGAGGAGAAAAAUGGAGCGACUCCACUGAACGAGAACAACCCAGAGAGCAUCAGACCGAAAACGCCUCCUGUCGCCAUCAGUGCUAAACCCAAGACUAACGAGCAUGAAGAGGAGGAGAUCUCCACCAGUCCUGGUGUUUCUGAGUUUGUGAGUGACGCGUUUGACGCCUGUGACAUCAACCAGGAAGAUCUGAGAAAAGAGAUGGAGCAGCUGGUGCUCGACAAGAAGGCCUCCCCUCAGGAUGAAGAGACGGCUGAUUGGGAGAAGGAGCUACAACAGGAACUGCAGGAGUACGAGGUGGUCGUUGACCCAGAAAAUCGAGACGACAACUGGGACCGUGAGAUCGAGGAAAUGCUGCAGGCAGUCAGUUAAGCAUUACAGCGCCCCCUCUGGUCUGGAUGAUCCACUGCGGCACUGCAGUUUAAAUGAAGGACCAAGAAGAGAGAGGCUUCAAGCGUCGUCUACUAUCUCAUGAAUCUGACUGAAAUGAAUUACCAGGAUAUCCUAUAAGAAUGUGUGCUGUCCGACUUUUAAGAUAUCAAGAAAGAAUCAUGCUAUUUAGCAGUAGAGGGAUUUGGUGUUGUGCCAGUAUGCACAUAUAAAAAGCUUCCUCUGAUUGUAGUCAAAUUUUUGUGCUUAGUGAGAACCUUUAAAUCAGAUGUGAUUUUCUGAUUUAAUCUUUCUGUGUCAUUUUGGGUUAAACUUAUGUUUUUGUGUUCGACACAAACUCAAAAGACUGACUGUCCUGUCCAAACACUGUUGCCACUGCUAAACAAAUAUAAACAGUGCGUAUGGACUUGUUUCUAUUUGACUAUAGGUCAAUGGCUUAUCUCUCAUUCCUUUAUUUGUUAUCUCUCUCGCUCUUGUUUUAAAUGUUGAUUAAAAAUGUGUACUCUGGUACUCACCAGGCAGGGGUUUGGUGAAUUACAUAUUAGGUUUCUCUUUUGGGAUUACCUAAAAUCAUUCUGAAUUACAUACCUGUAAAAUCGAACAAUAUUUACAUGUUUGUUAAUGCAAAGGUUCAUUAUAA